ACAAAAAAUAAAUAAAAACAUCAUUAAAAACUGGAAUUCCAUUUCAAAAUGACUUUUUCUUCGUCUUAGCACCACUGAAUUGUUUGUCAAUUAAAUUCUAUGGUCAGCCCUCCCCUUAAUUUCAUUCGCACACCCAAUUUAAAUUCUUUUCCGUUUAUAUAUAUAAAUGGUGAGAUGCAGCGAAUCGUUUUCAUUUUUAUUUGAUGAAAUUAACAACAAGCGCAGAGAGGCCAAGAGAACCAAAGCUAAAGAAGAAAUUAAAGAUUGAUGAUCAGAGAGCGAAGAUAAGAGAAUCAAAAGACAGAACCACAGAAAGCUUGGAAAGAAACAGCAAGUAAAGCAGGAGAACUUUGUGUCAAUAUAUAUAUAUAUAUAUAUAUAUAUAUAUUUUCGGCUGGCUAGCCAUGGCAGAAGAAUAUCAAACAGGUGUUUGCAGUACUGGGAACUGGUGGGAUUCGUCCCGAAACCGGUUCGACAGCGGAUCAUCUCCUUCUUCUUCCACACUUAACAGUAUAGGGAGCUUCGGGUGGCCGACCGAUAUGGCUGACAUCAAAGCAAGGUCUUCUAUGGAUUCUGCGACGGUUUCCGGUAGUUCGGUUGUUUUCCAAGAUACCCAAAAGCUGCAAGGGCCUGACUCGGCGGGCGGAAGUGAUAGCGGCGGCAGUACCGUACUCACAGAUCCCAACCUGCAAAUGAUGGGUUUAGGCCUUUCAUGUCAAGCAAUGGAUUGGAACCAGCAGGAUUUACUUCGUAGUAGUACUGGAAAACCCGAGAGCAGUUUUCGAUCCAUGCUCGAAGAAGAUAUGAGUUCUAAUGCGAAUUUUCAGCAAGAGACUGCAGCAGGGAUGGCAACAUCAUCACAUGUCCAAUGGAGGAACAAAAUAUUUGCUGGGAGCUGCGGGGAUGCCUCCUCCAUAAAUGAGUUUAAGCAGAUGAACCGGCUUGGUUUCUCGCUCGAUCAAACUCAGUUUGAUUCUCACAGCAGCUCGGGAGAGAGCACGGCGACGUGCCAGGGCUUGCAGAUGGAUAAUUCUGCAGGAGUGUAUGGGAGUCCAACUAUGCUGCAAGGGUUAUUGGGAUAUGAUCAUAAUCAGCCACAGCCACAGCAGCCCACUUUGAGUGCUAAUUACCCAUAUCACCAUCAGGGAAAUUUGUAUACAACCAUGAACUCUAAUGAAGCAUUGCCUUCCACUUGGUCCAAAUUUCCUCAGUUCUUGAGAACUUCACCACCAAAACAGACUUCCCAUAUCAACCACUUGCAAUUCUCCAACAACGCCCCCUAUUGGAAUGCAUCGACAACUACCGCCGCCACCAACAACGUUAGCGUCCGAUCUGGCUUUUUCCCAACGCUGCAAACGCAAGUUCCCACGCCGACCUUCAAUGAAAAAUUAAAGAGUACAGCAGAAGUUCGGGAUUCGGGUACGGUGGUGAAGAAAAAUGGCAGCGAGCUCGGAAGCAAAAGGCCUCGGAACGAAACGCCUUUGCCAGCUUUUAAGGUGAGAAAAGAGAAGAUGGGGGACAGAAUCACUGCGCUCCAACAAUUGGUUUCGCCUUUCGGAAAGACUGAUACAGCGUCGGUGCUUUCUGAAGCCAUUGAAUACAUCAAGUUCCUUCAUCAACAAGUCAGUUUUUUAAGUACUCCAUAUAUGAACAGUACUGGAGCUGCUUCCAUCCAACACCAGCAGAAUUCUGGUAAAUCAAAAGACCCAGAUCAAGCGCCAAAUCUUCGAAGUCGAGGACUGUGUCUCGUACCCAUUUCAAGCACCUUCCCGGUCACCCAUGAGACCACUGUGGAUUUUUGGGCACCCACAUUCGGCGGAAGCUUUAGAUAAAGGGAAGAGAUCGAGAUCCAAGCGCACGGUCCAUUUACACCGAAGAGGAAUUAACUGUUCAAUUCCCUGCAAAUAGCUAGUAUCAUCAUAUAUAUCAAACCCUAUAGCCCAAUUAAGUUGGGUUGAUCGCAAGAUCAAUGAAAAUAUAGAAUCAAGACCCUAUGCUGAAGCCCCAUGUAACUGUGUACUAGUUUUAGAUGAAGAAUAAACAUGAGAAAUGGUGAAUGAGAUGAAAACCUGGGUCAUACGAUCCUGCAAAGGACGGACCAUUGGCAGGGCAGCUGCUUCAAGCAAAUUGAUAUGUAUAUGCUUGUAUGGUCAUUAUUACGGACCGUAGGAAGCAUAUUAAUUUGUUGUUGUAAUAUGACUUAAAUAUAUAUAGUAUAAUUAGAGGUGGUUUCUUAGGGCACAUCUCAACAAC
Malania oleifera is the source of this 2253-nucleotide messenger RNA. RefSeq names its product transcription factor bHLH123-like. Gene Ontology annotation, biological process: regulation of transcription by RNA polymerase II. The record is from RefSeq and is a predicted model, not a curated record. Gene Ontology annotation, molecular function: DNA-binding transcription factor activity, RNA polymerase II-specific; protein dimerization activity; RNA polymerase II cis-regulatory region sequence-specific DNA binding. The transcript is spliced from 7 exons. Lineage: Eukaryota; Viridiplantae; Streptophyta; Magnoliopsida; Santalales; Ximeniaceae. The coding region runs from base 405 to 1832 and encodes 475 amino acids. Gene Ontology annotation, cellular component: nucleus.